CUCUGCCCUAGCUCCUUCUACAAAAUAACAAAGCGCACUAAUUAAUUUACACAGAAAUUGAAAACAGAGGAGAUAAAUGGUGUGGAGACAAUGCUUAAACUCCCUAAAAUCUCCAGAUUGUGCAGCAUUUUUCUUCGUUUUACCUAAAAUCGACGGGAUAAUCGAAAUUAUUUGCCGAUGAAGUUUCUAUCGGCGUUUCUAGGGUUUAUGUAAUUGUUUUUGGGGGAUCAAAUUGGUUUAAUCGACGAAGAGGUUAGCGUUUUAUGAGUUUUUAUGCUUAUGUUUGUUCAAUUCGGAGCUUCAAUUUGAUGAAUAUUGAGGUUUUAUCGACGGUUUAUUAGUGUAGUGUUUGUUGGAUGAACUGUUGAAAAUUGGUAGGUUUGCUCUGUUUUCUAAGCAUUUUGUCAUGCCAAAAUCUCAAUCGGCAUCCAUUUCUCCUUCUACGGGAGAGAGUGGUUACCGGUUGGGUUCAAGAACUCGAAAAAGGCAUAAAAGGCUUGAUUUGAUUAGUGAGGAUGUGUAUAAUCGGAACCGUCAGGCUAAGUCGGAGCCGAAUGAGGGUAGUCAGGGUGCGGCUAGUAGAGGGGUGUCAGUGGGGAAUGAGACUGAACUUCGUCGAAGCUCGAGGGCGGUAAAGGCACCGGUGAUUCUCGAUUCGUCGCCUCCCCCUCCAAGGAAGAGGCGGAAAGUUGAGAAGUUAGGGGAGAAAGUUUGUGGGGGGUCAGAGAAGAAGUUGAAGGUGAAGGGUAAAGUGAAGAGUGAGGGUCUGAAGUCGGAUGAGGAACUGGGAGCUUUGAGGUUGAGGUUAAGGUCUAAGGGUAAGACUGAGGUUCCUAGUAUGAUAGGUAGUCGAAGUCGGGCGCAUGGGAAAAGGAAACUCUUAUGGGACGAAGAUGAUGAGGAGAUGAAUUUUGGCGAGGAUGUUCCUGAGGAGGAGACUGUUAAAGAUGAUACUGAGGAGGUGACUGUUAAAGAUGAUUCUGAGGAGGAGAUGACUUCUGUCAAGGAUGAUACUGAGGAGGAAGAGCUGUUUUUGGACAGUGGCAAAUCAGCUGUCUUAAAGCCUGCUGAAUCUGAUAGUGGCAGGGUUUCAGUUGAUGGCGAGGAUGAGUUGCCUGAUGAUCCUUUAGUAGAUGGCGGCUUGCAUAUUGCGGUUAGUGCCUCAGGGGUUGAAGGCGACGGGGAUUGUAUGCCUUCGAUGAGUGGAAGAAUUGUUGGAAAUGAAGAGAUUGUGGACGGUACUCUUGAUGAUCUUGUAGUAAUAGAGAGUGAAAGUCCUACGGAAAAUCAACCAGAGGAAACUGUGAAUAGGAUUGACAAUGUGGAAGACUAUGAGAAGAAUUAUGAUGCAUUGAAUUCACCGAAACUUGAUGAGGAUGCUGAAAACCAAACACAAGUGGAAGAUGUGGGACUUGCUGUCUUGAAUGAGGUUGUUGCGGAAGCUAAGGAAAAACAUGCCGAGGUUGAGGGUGGUGUAAACUUGGCGAAGUGCAAUGCUACCGUUGCUGGGAUUCCUAGAUCACGUGUAAAGAAGGGAAGACGAUGUGGUUUGUGUGGGGGAGGGACUGAUGGAAAGCCUCCAAAGGUUAUGGCUAAUGAUUCAGCAGGCAGUGACUACGAGGCUUACAGCGGUUCAUCUGCUUCUGAGGAAUGUAACUACGAUCCAUGGGAUGGGUUUGGUGAUGAACCUGGCUGGCUUGGAAAACUCUUGGGUCCCAUAAAUGAUCGAUAUGGAAUUGCUGGAAUUUGGGUUCACCAGCAUUGUGCUGUAUGGAGUCCGGAGGUUUAUUUUGCUGGCUUAGGGUGUUUAAGAAAUAUUAGAGCAGCGCUUUGCCGAGGAAAGGCAUUGAAAUGUACCCGCUGUGGAAGGCCCGGGGCAACUCUUGGGUGUCGUGUGGAUCGUUGUCCGAGAACUUAUCAUUUGCCUUGUGCACGAGCCAGUGGCUGCGUAUUUGAUCACCGCAAAUUCCUUAUAGCCUGCACUGACCAUCGGUUUCACUUCCAACCUCAUGGUUUUCAAUAUGCACGACAUAUAAAGAAGCUAAAAGCUAAGAAGGUGAAGUUGGAAAUGAGAAAGGUGUCAAAUGAUGCUUCACGGAAAGAUCUAGAGGCAGAAGAAAAGUGGUUGGAGAAGUGUGGUGAGGAUGAAGAGUUUUUGAGACGCGAAACAAAAAGGCUACAGCGUGAUUUAUUAAGAAUUGCACCUGUUUACAUAGGGGGACCACAUUCUGGAGUUGAGAAUCCUUUUGAAGGUUGGGAAUCUGUUGCAGGACUUCAGGAUGUCAUCCAGUGUAUGAAAGAGGUUGUCAUAUUGCCUCUUCUGUACCCAGAGUUCUUCAAGAACAUGGGGAUUACACCACCCAGAGGUGUUCUAUUGCAUGGUUAUCCUGGAACUGGCAAGACUCUAGUUGUCCGGUCAUUAAUUGGUUCCUGUGCUCGUGGGGAUAAACGCAUAGCUUAUUUUGCCCGAAAAGGUGCGGAUUGUUUAGGAAAAUAUGUUGGAGACGCUGAGCGCCAGCUUAGGCUUCUCUUCCAGGUCGCAGAGAAAUCUCAGCCUUCAAUAAUUUUCUUCGAUGAAAUUGAUGGGUUGGCACCUGUUCGUACGAGGCAGCAAGACCAGACUCAUAGUUCAGUGGUGUCCACCUUGCUGGCCUUAAUGGAUGGUUUGAAGUCUCGAGGCUCUGUUGUAGUUAUAGGUGCUACAAAUCGUCCUGAUGCUGUCGAUCCAGCUCUGAGACGGCCUGGCAGGUUUGAUAGAGAGGUUUAUUUUCCAUUACCUUCCAUGAAGGAUAGAGCUGAUAUUUUGGCUCUUCAUACAAGAAAGUGGCCUAAGCCAGUAUCUGGUACUUUGCUAGAGUGGCUCGCUGCUAGGACUGUGGGCUUUGCUGGUGCAGAUCUACAGGCUCUUUGUGCUCAAUCAGCUGUUAUGGCCUUGAAAAGAAAUUGCUCCUGGCACCAAAUUAUAUCUCAUGCUGGAGACAGACCUGACCAGGGAAGACGUCCAGAGCUUCCUUCUUUUUUGGUGGAAGAGAGAGAUUGGUUGGAGGCUCUUUCCCUUGCUCCUCCCCCAUGUUCUCGUAGAGAGGCCGGGAUGGCUGCUAAUGAAGUUGUUGGUUCUCCCCUUCAUAUACAUCUUAUUCCUAUCCUGCUUCAGCCACUUUUAUGCUUGAUGAUGUCUCUCUAUCUCGAUGACCGUCUUUGGUUACCUGAUCGUCUAUUGAAUGCUGGAGCAGCCAUUAAGAAGGCUAUGAUAUCUCUGCUGGAGAAAAAGGGUUUGCAGAGUGACAAAUGGUGGUUCCAUACACAAGAUAUGGUCCAAGAUCCAGACACUACUAAAGAGAUUGUGAGAUAUCUUCUCAUUGCAGGAAUCCUAGAUGGAGAUGCUUCUUCGACUGGAUCUUAUCCGUCAAAUGAUACUUUUGGCGAUAGUGGAUUUCAUUCUUGCGAUCUUCAUUUUAAUCCUUCUGGUUCACACAGAAAUAUAUCCUAUGCACCGUUAAAGAAAACAGGGUAUAGAAUAUUGAUUUCUGGAGAUCCAAGAUCUGGCCAAAAGCAUCUUGCUUCUUGCCUUCUUCAUUGUUUUAUGGGUAGUAUUGAAAUACAGAAGAUUGAUUUGGCUACAAUUUCGCAAGCGGGGCAUGGCGACAUGGACCAAGGCAUUUCACAUAUUUUAACGAAAUGUGCCAGUUUGAAGAUCUGUGCACUAUUCAUGCCUAGAAUUGAUCUGUGGGCUGUACAGUCGUGCUUGAGUGUCCAGGAAGAUGUUGAGGUCUCGACAUAUCAUGAAUCACCCAAGGAAUCCUCGCUGACAUCUUGUCCAAUUGGUCAGGAGAAAUGUAGUCCCAUGCCAAGUAAAUCUGAAUUGAUAGAAGUAACGGAGUACCAAGAUGAGAUUCGCAGUGCUUCCCACAUAUGGAGAUCUUUUGUGGAGCAGCUGGAGUGUAUAUGUGUUCCCUCAUCCCUGAUAAUACUGGCCACUUCAGAGCUUCCAAGUUCAGCCCUUCCUCGGGAACUAUGCAAGUUCUUUGGCAGUCGACUUUUGACAUCUGAAGAUUCUGUUAUUUCAGAGUAUGGAGCUCCCCGAUUUUCUGUGGAGGUGGAAAGGGAGUUUGACCUUGAUAAUUUGAUCCAUUUGGCUGCAUUAGACCUGUCAAGGGAUCUGAUUCAACAAUUUGUGCAACUUGUUCACAUUGGGUAUCACUGUUAUACGGAUUCAAGGAUCGCCUAUAAAGCUCAUGAUGGAGGUAAAAGCUAUGUGUCAAGUCACAGGAGUGAACUCAAAUCUGUGGAGGAACCUAGAGUAAUACAAGAACCUGCAGAAAGCUAUGUUGCAGACUUACCUGUUCCAGCUUGUUCUAGAAAUGACAAAGGAAAAUCGUCCCUGUUAUUGGCUAUAACUGCCUUUGGCUAUCAAAUGUUAAAAUACCCCCACUUUGCAGAACUCUGUUGGGUCACUUCCAAGUUGAACGAAGGUCCAAGCACUGACAUCAGUGGACCUUGGAAAGGAUGGCCAUUUAAUACUUGCAUUGUACGGCCCUUCAAACCACUGGCGAAGGAAAUUGUUGUUGGCAAUACUAACAAUAGUAAAGGGAAAGACCAGUUCACAUUGGUCAGAGGCCUAGUUGCUGUGGGGUUGUUUGCAUAUCGUGGAAUAUAUACAUCUGCAGUGGAAGUUUCCGUGGAGGUAAGGAAGGUGCUGGAGCUCCUCACUGAACAAAUAGCCGCUAGGAUUCAGGCAGGAAAAGAUAAGUACCAAUAUUUCCGCAUUUUGUCCCAAGUUGCUUACCUAGAGGACAUGGUUAACAACUGGGCUUACUCAUUAAGAAGUUUAGAGCCGGAUGCUCAAGAAUCAACCAUUAACUCCAAGCUUAAUGAUGUUCAGUGUCCUGAAACUCUGCAGCCAUCAGCUGCUAAGCCUAUGCAGAUUGGAAAUGGACCUACUGAAGGACUUGAAAAAGGAGGUCUGCAGGGGUCAAUUGCUGGAAAUCUGUUUAACACACCAGGUGCUAAUCCUAUGCAGGUCGAAAAUGAGCCAAGUAUUCAAGGUAGUGGCUUUGAGCAGCAGCUGGAACGGGAAGAAGUGUUACCAGGAACUAUUGCUGAAAAUGCUGAACCUGCUGAUUCAAACAUGAAACCUAUUGAUGCUGGCAAUUAUAAACCCGUGGCUGCAAACCAUAUUUUGCAGAGUAUUCACUCUGCAGGAGAGGUUGUUAAUCAAGAACGGGAAGUGUUUUUAGGGAGUAGUAAUGCUGUGUCAAGCAACGACUUUGUGGAUACUGUUGAUGAUCGAUCAUUUAUUGGAAUUUCCAAGGAGAAGUUUACAGGAUGUGAAGUAUCUAAGUGGAAACAUUUCUUAGACACUGCUGUAACUGGUGGACACAUGAAGUCUACACAAGAGUCUAGUGAAUUUUCUUGUGCAGAAUUUGUUGGUCAACCAACAGCUGGUACUUGUAAUUCAGGAAAACUUGGAAACACUCGGCUCUCUAGGUCCAGUGAAUUCUGCAGUGAAUCUAUUCCUGAACCAUUGGUUGAAAAUGAGAUUUCUGCAGAAGCUGUAAAGUGUACAAGUGAUUUUCAGCUCCAAGACUCUAGAACUUCUGAGAUCAGUGAUGUGUCAUCUGAGUCUGAAAUCAUUUGUUCUUACAGUUGUUGCACUGGAUGCAUUUAUACUCUUCAUCAAUCGGUUAAGAAAAUAGUCACCCAAGAGCAGGCACUAUCUUCAUCUUGUUGCACUAUGGAAGAUGUUAAUGAUCUUGUUUCAACACUAUCGUCAAGUUUAUGUUCAACAAUCAGGAAUUGGUAUGCCACUGAAGGAUGUAGCAGUUCUGAGAAUGGAGGACUGAGAUUGAGAAAGCUUGAAUCCCAGGAAAUAAAUGGCUGUCCAUGUGAAAGUUCAGUAAAUAAACCGGUACUUCUCCAAGAAUGUGUUUGUCAUUCAGGAAAGGAUUUUUCCAAGGAAGUUGAUGUUUCGUUAUACAACCAACCUGAAUUGAACAUGACUUACAUUUUUAGGGAUGGCGUCUUGGUGUCAGCAAAUUCUGGUGAGGAGUCUUCUUUCCAUUGUGAAUUCGAAUGCUUGUGCCUCUCUUCGUUGAUAGAAUUGAUACUAGGCACUAAGCAGCCUUUAGAUUGACCUCGUGUUUAUGCAGUAAUUAUACUAGCUUGAGAAAGCGCAAUUUUGAAAGUGUUAUGGAAUUCAGUUUCCAGAAUGAUUUCAUACUUGGUACUUGGGGAUGCAUGAAAAUCAAAUUUGGCCACAUGAUGAUAUUCACUCAA
Molecule: messenger RNA, 6276 nt
Organism: Spinacia oleracea (spinach)
Lineage: Eukaryota; Viridiplantae; Streptophyta; Magnoliopsida; Caryophyllales; Amaranthaceae
Exons: 6
Coding region: 407-6133 (1908 amino acids)
Biological process (GO): nucleosome disassembly; nucleosome assembly; transcription initiation-coupled chromatin remodeling
Cellular component (GO): nucleus
Molecular function (GO): chromatin binding; ATP binding; ATP hydrolysis activity
Source: RefSeq, a predicted model, not a curated record